AAGAGUCAUGAGUUUUGUUUUCUUUUUCCAGAUUCAACAUUAGAAAAUGGUUACAUGUCCCACAAAUGUAAUACUGAAGUGGCUUGAACAUCUGAAUAGUUCCUGGGCCUUGGAAGACAGUGAAUCUACAGCAACGAGGGAAGGUGCUUCUGCAUUGUAUGAAAAGUUGCUCCAUAACAAAGAAGUGGUAGGGAUAUCCCAGCAGGCCCAACACUUGCUUGAUCCUCGCUUACCAGAUUUUGAACAUGAGUCUUCAGCUGUGGAAGAACGUGAGCAGUAUCUCUCUGCACUACUCAACAGCCAACAGAAUUUGGCCAAAACAGUCUUUGGAAAUACACCUUUUGCUGUUGCCUUACACAUGCGAUUACUGUCUCUUCAAAGAAUAUUUUAUGCACUUUCUAACAAAUAUCAUGACCGGUUCAGACCAGAACGUCAAGUAGAAAGGCAAAGUUCUGACAGCAGAUUAGAUCCGAAAGAUGCGUUGGUCAGGAAUACAAAAAUAAAAACGGGUACUGAUGUUUUAAUUGAGAUGGGAGUUAAGACUGGCCUAAGCCUACUGUUUGCACUAAUUCAACAGAACUGGCAACAGUCAAAGUUAGAUCCAAGUUUGAGCCUGUGCAAUGAUGUUUUGUGCACAGCCUGCACAAUUAUCAAUUCUCUACCUCCACUUUCUCUAGCAAAUGAAAAUAAAAUCCCACAGGUAGGUUUGGACUGCCUCACACAAGUUACAACAUUUUUGAAGAAGAUGACCAUGCCCUGUUCUGGUGCUGACAUGCAAGGGCGAAGAUUGGCUUCAGAGCUACUGUUGGGUCUUGCAGUACAGCGUGGAUCUUUGAAGUUUCUACUUGAAUGGAUUGAAGUGGCAUUAGCUGCUUCAGCAGCAGCUGCUAAUGCAUCAGAAAAAGAAGGAAUGAUUGGAUACGAUUGUUUUUUAAAAUCAUUGGAACAGCUGAAACAUUCUUCGAAUGCAUACGUGGAUAAUCUACAGAAUCAAGAGCUCAAGAAGACUCCAGAUGGGCUGUGUUCUCUUUCCAAUGCAGCAAUUUGUCUUUUUGAAGAGGUUUGCAGGUUAGCCUUAGACUGCCUACGCAGCACCAGCUCUCAGAACUCUCAAAGCCAUGACAGCGAAACGAGCACAGUGUACGUUUGGGGCAGUAACAGUAGUCAUCAGUUGGCAGAAGGAACACUGGAGAAAAUUUUACAACCUAAAUUAGCUCACGGAUUUGCUAAUGCGCAGACGAUUGAAGCUGGACAGUACUGCACAUUUGCAAUUUCAGAAGAUGGUUAUGUAAAGGCUUGUGGAAAAGGUAGCUAUGGCAGACUUGGACUUGGUGACUCAAAUAAUCAGUCGGCACCAAAAAAGCUCACAUUUGAACCUCAUCGCAACAUUCGUAAAAUCUCAUCCUCAAAAGGUUCAGAUGGGCACACGCUAGCAGUAACUGCAGAAGGAGAUAUAUUCAGCUGGGGAGAUGGCGAUUAUGGGAAACUUGGACAUGGAAAUAGCGCAACACAGAAAUAUCCCAAACUGAUUCAAGGACCAUUACUAGGAAAGAUUGUAGUCUGUGUAUCAGCAGGAUACAGGCACAGUGCAUCGGUGACAUCUGAUGGAGAGCUUUACACAUGGGGAGAGGGAGACUUUGGCAGACUUGGACACAGUGACAGCCAUAGUCGUAACUUACCAACUCUUGUGAAAGAUAUUAGUAGCGUUGGCCAAGUAGCUUGUGGCAGCUCCCAUACUAUUGCUGUGUCUCAGGAUGGACGAACAGUAUGGUCAUUUGGCGGAGGAGACAAUGGUAAACUUGGUCAUGGGGAAACAAACAGAGUGUACAGACCAAAGGUAAUUGAAUGUUUGCAAGGACUGUACGUUAGGAAGGUGUGUGCUGGGAGCCAAUCUUCGCUUGCAUUGACUUCUGCUGGACAGGUAUUUGCAUGGGGCUGCGGCUCUUGUCUGGGAAGUGGUUCUUCAGAGACUACAGCUCUUCGACCACGUCUAAUUGAGGAACUGAAUUCAACCAAAAUCAUUGAUAUUUCAUGUGGAGAUAGUCAUUGCUUGGCUCUAACACAUGAUAACGAAGUUUAUGCUUGGGGUAAUAACGCAAUGGGCCAGUGUGGACAAGGACAUACAUCAACUCCAAUUGCUAAACCAAAGAAAGUAAUUGGUUUGGAGGGAAUACCUAUACAGCAAAUCACUGCAGGAACUUCCCACAGCCUGGCUUGGACAGCUGCUCCAACAGAUAGACAACUGGUAGCCUGGCACAGGCCUUUCUGCGUUGAUCUGGAAGAAAGUACAUUUAGUUAUUUGCGAACAUUUUUGGAUAGGUACUGUGAUGGAAUUAACAAUGAGGUGCCUCCGCAGCCUUUCUUUUCUCAAAGGGAACAUCAUCAUUUUGUGUAUCUUUGUUUGAAGUUACUUUCCACUCAUCUUUCCCUGGCUCAAGCUGGAGGUACUGGAGCUGCUGUUCUCGGGCAACAGGGUAGACCACUAAGGAACUUGCUUUUUCGGCUAAUAGAUUCGGAUGUUCCAAAUUCUAUUGAAGAGGCAGUCAAUGAAACUCUUUCAGUUGGUGCAUCUUUAUUGCUGCCUCCACUCAGGGAACGUACUGAACUUUUACAUAAUCUGCUACCUCAAGGUCCAGAGAAAUGGGAAAGUUUAUCAAAAGGACAAAGAAUGCAGUUGGAUAUAAUACUGACUAGCCUACAAGACCAGUCCCACAUCGCAUCCCUAUUGGGUUACAGCUCACCCACUGACAUAACAGAAGGCUUCUCACAAAGCUGCUUUCCUGAUCAGGACUCAUCCAACCCAGGGAUUAUCGACAACUUUCACUUAGCAGAAAUUCUUCUAAAAACUCUUUUAAGGAACAUCGGUUUUUACACGGAACGUGCUUUUGGUGAGUUGGAGAAGAACAGUGAUAAGCAACAAAGUAGUACAACACGUACAGAAAGUGGACCACCCUCCCAUGUCCGUCAGUUGCUCUCUGCAUUGCAUAAACAUUUGCUGGCUCACUGUUACUCACGUUCUACUGCUAAGGAUCACUUGAGCGUAGAUUUGCUGCAUAAACACGUGAACUUGCUGCUGCUAUAUGCAUCUGAUACCUACAGGCGAUCUGCUGUUCUUCUGAAAGAAAGCUUACUAGAUAAAAGUGUCACAGCAAAACUACAUGGUAUUCUUUUUAACUCUGCGGCUGGAAGUGUGUUGUGUCAAGUGAUCUACUCCCUUCUAUUGUUACCUGUUAGCAUUGUGCGACCUUUACUGGGCAAUCUUCUAGAUCUGCUCCAACCACUUGAUCAUCUAAUCCGGCUUUUACCAGCUGCUAUGUCAUUGGAGGAGCAGGAACUUGAAUGGGCAAUGCAUGAAUCUGAAAACAGUCCAGAAAAAUCCAUUUCAACUGAUGCUAAGUCUUGGAUUUGGCUAAUUGAUAUGGAACGGACGAUUUCCUUCACUGUCGGGCAAUGUCUUGGAGAAAUGCUGCAAGGUCCUAUUUGUUCAGUGGAAGAAGGGAAUUCUGCAUACUGGCUACAAAGCCAACUCCUCAGCAAUGGACUUGAAAUUGACUCUGAGCAACUUGAUUUACUCAUGAAUUGUCUCACUGGAAAAGCGUUGGCUGGCUCUAUGGAACGGAAGUCUUUUGAGUUCCGAGUUUCUGAAGACACUGCAGCACUUAUAGAUAUCGCAUUGGGUACCUCAGUAGAACCAGGGUACAAAAUCUGGAGGAGAAUGCAGGUUUACGCCAACAGCAGUGAAUGGGAACAUGGUACAAAUGGAGAUCAUUUGUUGGACACAGUGUCCCGUUUUGUUCUUGCAGUAUUACUCAAGCACACAGGAUUAUUUCAAGAGGCGUGCAAAGAUGACCGGUGCCACCCCAGUGAGGGACUUGUGGAAGUUUAUCAAUGUGUCUACAAGGUUAGAAGUACACUACUGUCUCAAAAGAAUGUUGUCUAUAAUACUGCAGAGGUGCAGCUGCCCACUUGGCCCAGACAGCUUUCAGAUGUCUCCAAUAAUGUUGAAGAUGAACCGAGAGAAAGCUGUAGUACCACUGAACAAACAGCAAACAUUAGACAAUCAGAGGAACCACAAUACAACCCGGAAAGAGAGAUUGUGCUAUUGGACACGGAGGAUUUCCCAAAGAUAAGCAAGGUUUUAGAGUGUUUCCUAGCUCGAAAGGCUGCUUGUCAUCAUGAAAAUGAAACUGUAUAUGAAUACUCGGGCACAAGUAGCCGACCUAACAGUACAGGCAGCGUGGAAAUUCCAGAAGCCGAAAAUACUCCGAAAGAAAAAAGAAGGGAUUCAGAAGAGCAAUAUUCCUUUAUAUCCAUGUGCCACUAUGUAAUUUUACGCUGUGCCUUCCUCAUUCUUGGAGUACGGGCCGUAUGGCUGGGAAAAGGAUGGCAAGAAGAGCCAACAUUAGCUAAAACUAGGAAAGGAAGUUCUAUGCAAGAGGAGCAGUCAUCCCGGGCAAGACUCAGACAGAAUCAAAGUGACUGUGAUGCAAGGAAGCAAGUGAAUAAAGAAUUUUCUGAAGGUCAGUCAAGAAUGCAGUCAAGAUCAUCUGAGCACACAUUAGGAGUGCCAUUGUGUUCAUUGGGCAUUAUGAAAGAUGCAUGGCAACUGCUACGGCAAUGUAUCAGCCCACCAGAGAAUUCCAAGGCUACUACGUUUGCACCUUUGUUGAAUGACAUCUUUCAAUUCCUCUGUGGACACCUUACUCGGACUUCAAACCUGGUAGAACAAGAAUUGGGCAAACGUUCUGACCCUAAGGCAAUUAUUACAGCGAUGGGUCACCAGCAGCAAAGGGCAGAGCUCCGUCUUGAAGCCCUUUGCCAGAUUUCAACUUUUCUCUCUGAAAUGGAGGGUAAAGCUGGCUCCUCAUUGGAUAGUUCAGGACUGUCAGUAAAGUCAACUGGUCUUCUACUGACAGUACAAUUGCAGUUUUUAACUGGCUGCUUUGAUCUGGGAACAGCAAACACAAAAAGCACUAAACAGAAUUGUGGAAAACUCCAGCAUUAUACGGAUAUAACACAGGCUGCCCAUGGAAAUACACAGAUUGAGCUCCAGGCUUCAGCACAUAAACUUUAUCAACAUUUGGUUUCUUCUCUGAAACGAGGACUUGCAACUGGAAAGGAAUUCUCAGGCUCAAUAGAUUGUAGACAUGAUCCACCUGAGAAUCCACCUCCGGUUGCUGUUCCCUUGCUAGAAAUGGGGUUUUCUUUGAGACACAUUUGCAAAGCUGUUGAUGCUGCAGGUGUUUCUGGGGAUGCAGAUCCACAAUUGAUUGAACAGCUAGCCAGCUGGAUGCUGGAACAUCCACUAGCAGAGGAACAGGAAGUCAUUGUUUACUCCUCAGCAACAAUUGAGAAUGAUUUGGAGGUACCUGUGGAGUCUGAGGUUAUAGUACACAAUCGUGCAACAAGACCUGUAUCUCCAGAAGCUGUUGACAGGGAAGAUGCAAUUGAAGGAACAACAGAUGGUUUGGAUCAGAUAGAAAGAGGAAAUUUUAUAGACGUGCAUUUGACUAGAAAUAGACCUCCACCUGCUCGAAGACGUAGAGCGAGUCAAGGACAGCGGUCUACAUUUAGAGGAGCUGGAUCUAGAUCUCCUCAGCUGGUUCAGUCAACAUUAAGAAGAGAGCAUGGGACUGCAGGAUGGCAGGAAGUUGAUGCUAUGUCUGACCGAAAUCUGGAUGGAGAGUUAGAGCUCUGUUUUUCUGAGGAUCCACUGUCUGAAGGUUCUGUUGAAGAUAUGUUUCCUUCUGAAUGUGGGACUGAAAAUGAGCCACAAGGCAUGUGGUUUUCUGAGAUGAUAGAUUGGCCUAACAUGUGCCAGGACAGCUCGGAUGCAGAGGAGAUCGUCGUUUGUGAACUGUGUGAUACUCAUACAAUGCAGUUCAAUAGUCACAUGAAGAGACAUCACCCUGGUUGUGGAGAGAGUGCAGGUCACUUGGGAUAUCGGAGUAAUGGAGCCUAUGUUGAUGGUUGGUUUGGAGGAGAGUGUGGCACAGGGAGCCCAUACUACCUGAUGUGUAACAGUUGCCGUGCAAAAUACUUAGCAGAAAAACCAAGACACAAGCAAGCCAAAUUAAAUCGCAAAACCAAAGGAUUAGCGCCUGAUUUAAUCAACAAGCAUGAAAAUACACCUGAAGAGGACUGGGACAUAUUAGAUUCAGAAGGAAAUGAGCGGCUGACAGGACAGGAAGAUUUUGCUGCAUUAGCUGGGCCGCUCGGGUUGAAUGACAACAAAUUGAUUCCAGAUCCAGUUCAAUUUCCAGAACAGGAUCCUCUUGGAGCAUCAGUUGCCACUGAUAACACACACGAAAUGCUUUUAAAUAAAGGUUUAAAUAGGUCUGAUGAGAAAACAAACACCAAACUGACUCUGGGUGAACAAGCUACAUCUCUCCGGGAUACCCAGGAAAGAAUUUUUGCUCUACAGCGUAUCACAGUGGCUAUGCAAAUUCUUUUAGCACAUACCAUGGUUAUGAAAGCUUUAUCGUUGAUCUCGGUCAGUGGUUCCAUGUGCAGUCAGACAAGUGGCCUGGAAGCUCUUGGAUUAACUGAUAUCCGUGUCUUGGUUCGGUUAAUGUGUCUUGCUGCUGCAGGAAGAGCUCAACUGGCAAAUAAUGGAACCGAAUAUUUAUGUUCAAAUAAUCAACUUAGACCUUCAAAAGGAACAUUGUGGAAUACAAACUCUUGCCUGGCUUAUAUGAGUUCAGCUAUUGGCUGCCUAGUGGCUAAAAGUCCUACUGCUUAUAGAGUGUUAGUUGAUGUUUGCACUCAGGAUUUGAUUGCUGCUGCAACAGGGCUGCAUGUAGGUAUGAUCCGUGACUCCCAGCAGAAGAACAGAGUGUUUCACCUUUUCCAUAGACCAGUAAAAGACAACAAACUUUCUGGUUCUCCCAACUUUCUGGUAACUCAAGCCUUAGUUGAACUGCUCACUGAAAAAGGUUUCCGGCAUCAGUCCAGUCGUGACAAGGAAGAGACAGAACCCAGGGAUGCAGCUUCAAAUACUACUACAUCUCCCUAUUAUUCGUCAUCACACGUAGGACCCUUAGAACUGGCCAAUGCACUUGCAGCAUGUUGCUUAUCAGGGAGACUGAGUUCUGGACAUCGUCAGUGGGCUGCACAGCAUCUUGUACAGGCCUUGUCAGUGUCAGAAAGGAGCAACCAGUUCAGGCCGCAAACCUAUGCAGAUUUAGCAGGGGAUCUCCGGAAAUGUCCAACUGUUAAACUGGAAGCACACGAGAACCGGGUUGCAAGUUGUUCCUGGUCAAUUGGAAAGUCUUUGCUAGCCACGAGUGCCCUGGAUGGAACCAUUCGCCUCUGGACUUUAACAAAAAACACAGUUGCUUUAAAGCAAACAAUUUGUUUUAAAACUUGUGAAGACUCUGAUAAGAGGCCGAGUACACCUACAGGUGACAUCAAUUUGUCUCCUGUUCACUGGAGUGCAAGUGGUGGAUUCUUGGCUGCUUCACAAGACAAAAUAAUCAACAUCUAUCAUGUGGAUGGAAACCAAAUCCAUGUGAAGGUUCAGCCUUCCUGGAUAACAGCUAUAACCUGGGCAGAUGUUCAAACGCCACUUGUAAGCAAAAGCAAUAACAAACAAGCGGAGUUUCUAUUAGUGGGUCGGCUGGAUGGAUCAAUUGGCUGCAUCGAAGUUACAGAAGUAUCCGUUUCUGAUCCAAUUGACCUCAUGCAUUGUCAGAGGAAAGAUGUUGCUGUUCAGUGCAUUGCUUGGUACAGUGAAGACAAACCCAUUGCAGUUGGAUACUCCGAUGGAAAAAUAUUACUUGCAGCAAGAGAGCCGCAUAAUUCAGAAGAAUCUGUGAUAAUUGAUUCAUUUCAGGAAAGUUUAACUUGCCUAAAAUGGGACCCAACUGGACACCUGCUGCUUGCUGUUGCCAGAGAAGAGAUGGUGAAAAUCUGGGGAAGAGUAGGCAGUGCUUGGCUUGCAGUCCAAACUCUGUUCCAUUCAGCACUGGUUAAUACUUCAGCAUGGUGUUCACUUCCAGGGAAAGGUCAGGAUCCAAGGCUAAUGCUUGCAGUGGGUUGUCAAAAUGGCUUAGUUUAUGUUUGGACACUACCACAAGGUGGUACUGCUGUAUCAUUACCAAACCUCUUGCAUUCUCCUGAUAUACAAGAAAGACAUGAGGAGAAAUUUCAAUUCAGAGGUAGAGCCAAGUGUGUGUUUCGACUGAACGCUCAUAUAACUGCAGUGAUGUUGGUGUCCUUCAAUACUGAUGGUUUAACACUUCUGUCUGGAGGGAUUGGGGGAUUGAUAAAUAUCUGGUCUUUGCAGGAUGGUUCAGUUCUACAGACAGUGGUGACUGGUUUGGGAUCAGUAGUUGGCGUAUCCUGGAUUCCAGAUAUUGGAGUAGCAGCUUGCUCCAGCCGAUCAAAGGAUGUCCUCUUAAUCAGGUGUUGCCCAGAGUGGAUCUCUCAGAACCACAUUCUAGCAUCCUGCCGAAUGGCUCUCCGAACACAGGGUAUCAUAGGACUGAAUAAGGCUCCCUGUAUGAAGGCUUUUAUCGAAAGAUUGCAUUUACUGCUGCGCGCACAAUAUAUAUAUGAAAAGCCCCAUGUGACCUGUGGAGAUCAACUCGUACACAGUACCUUCCUGCAAAGUUUGGCCUCCCUCACUGUAGGUCUAUGUUUGGACCAGUUCCUUACCAGAACAGCAGAACCACCUCAUCAUAAAAACAGUAACCUGGAGCCAGUUUCUUCAGAAUGGAGUUGGCUAGCAACUUACUCUGCUACUAUUAAAAGUGCUGAAGCUCUGGCCAAAGGAACUGCCUUCCCGGAAACCUUCAGUGUUCCAGACCUCAACCAGGAUUCAGAUUCAGAAGCCAUCAAAGCACUGGAGAACAAUAAGUGGAGUUGUUUAAUGGAUGAGCAGCUUAUGACCUGGGCCACAUCUAAACCAGAGGACUGGCAGCUUGGUGGUAAAAGUGAUGUGUUCUUAUGGGGAGGUGGACGUCAUGGACAGCUAGCUGAUGCUGGAAACAGUGCUUUAGUACCUACACUUGCUCCAUCACUGACACAAGCUUUGCAGGUGGUGUGUGGACAGAACUGUACGUUCCUCGUUCAAGCAAAUGGGACAGUUGUAGCUUUUGGGGAAGGUAGUUAUGGACGCUUGGGUCAAGGAAAUUCUGAUGACCUCCACACUCCUACGGUUAUUGCAGCAUUGCAGGGUUAUGUUGUAACUCACUUAGUCACUUCAUGUGGAUCAGAUGGUCAUUCUAUGGCUUUAACUGAGAGUGGUGAAGUUUUCAGCUGGGGAGAUGGUGAUUAUGGAAAGCUUGGACAUGGAAACAGUGAAAGACAGCGCAGACCUAGACAAAUUGAAGCACUGCAGGGAGAAGACGUAGUGCAGCUGUCUUGUGGAUUUAAGCAUUCAGCUGUGGUAACAGCUGAUGGAAAACUUUUCACAUUCGGGAGUGGAGAUUAUGGAAGGUUGGGCCUCAGGAGUACAUCUAACAAAAUGCUACCUGAAAAAGUGACUGCACUGGAGGAUUACUCAAUAGGACAGGUUGCUUGUGGGUUGAAUCACACUCUGGUCGUCUCAUCAGAUGGAAUGAUAGUCUGGUCAUUUGGUGAUGGAGACUAUGGCAAAUUGGGUUUAGGGGCUUGUACUGUUAAAUGCUGUCCCCAGAAAAUUGAAAAUCUUUGUAAUAAAGGAGUGAAGAAAGUAGCUUGUGGAACCCAGUUUUCUGUUGUACUGACAACGGAUGGUCAUGUGUACACUUUUGGACAAGAACGACUUAUAGGUUUGCCGGAUUCAAUGCUGCGGAAUCACAAUCGUCCACAGCAAGUCCCAGCAUUAGAAGGAAUGUUUGUUGAAGACAUUGCAGUGGGAUCGGAACAUACACUGGCUUUGUGCUCUACUGGGGAUAUGUAUGCCUGGGGAUGUAAUGCUGAAGGCCAGCUUGGUCUAAACCAUACCAACCAAGUAAAAGAGCCAACGCUGGUUGCUACACUUCGGGGGAAGAAUAUUCGUCAGAUUUCAGCUGGUCGAUGUCACAGUGCUGCAUGGACCACACCCCCUCUUUCAGCUUCAACUCCAGGUAACACCAUUCCUGUUCAGCUCGGUAUACCACAAAUGAUACCUCCACAAUACAGCGUACUGAAGGAGUGCAGCCCAGAAGUCCUGACAGAUAGGUUACGGAUUCUGUUUCACUUCUCUGAUCUAAUGUAUAAGUCUUGGCGAUUGCUGAAUCUCCACUCUAACCAUCAGACUAAUAUUUCCCGGUAUAAUAUUGGAGCUGCAGCGAUUGCUCAAGGUCGAUUGAGAGGUCUUCUGUCUCCAAAAGUCAACAUUCUGCCACUAGUGCGAUCAAUAGGAAAAACUAUGAUUCAAGGAAAGACCUAUGGGCCUCAGAUCACCGUGAAGAGAAUUACUGCAAGGGGCCGAUCAACCAAACCUAUCUUCAUUCAGAUUGCCAAGCAAGUUGUCCAGCUCAAUGCGUCUGAACUGAGACUUCCAUCCCGAGCCUGGAAAGUGAAGUUGAUUGGGGAAGGUGCCGAUGAUGCUGGUGGGGUAUUUGAUGAUACAAUUACAGAAAUGUGCCAGGAAUUGGAGACAGGAGUGGUCGAUCUGCUGAUUGCAACACCAAACGGCACCGCAGAAGUUGGUAGCAAUAGAGACAGAUUCUUGCUUAACCCAUCAGCUUGUACCACUGAACAUCUCCAGCAGUUUAAGUUUCUGGGAAUCCUGAUGGCUGUGGCUAUUCGAACCAAGAAACCAUUGGAUCUACACCUGGCACCAUUUGUAUGGAAACAGCUCUGUUCAAUCCCUCUUACUUCUGAGGAUUUAGAGGAAGUUGACUUGCUCUAUGUUCGGAAUUUGUAUGGAAUCUUGAAUUUAGACAACAGUGGGAUAACAGAGGAAAAUUUCCUGGAAAUGAUUCCUUUGGAUUCAUUUGUUGGUCAGAGUGCAAACGGUAAGGUUGUUCCAAUAAUUCCUGGAGGAAGUAGUAUACCCUUGACAUUUGGAAACAGGAAAGAGUAUGUAGAGAGAGCAAUUGAAUAUAGACUACAUGAGCUGGAUCGACAGGUAGCAGCAAUCAGACAGGGAAUGUCAGCUAUUGUCCCUGUACCUCUACUCUCUCUACUAACAGAAAGACAGCUUGAGCAGCUUGUUUGUGGGAUGCCGGAAGUGAAUGUAGAUACCUUAAAGAAAGUUGUACGUUACCGUGACAUUGUUGAAAACCAUCAACUACUGAAUUGGCUGUGGCAAACGUUGCAAGAGUUUUCUAAUGAGGAGAGAGUGCUGUUUCUUCGCUUUGUCUCUGGUCGCUCCAGGCUACCAGCCAAUCCUGCAGACAUAACACAGAAAUUCCAAAUUAUUAAAGUGGACAGGCCACUUGAUGGUCUUCCGACAGCUCAGACUUGCUUCUUCCAGCUUAGGUUGCCUCCUUACUCGAGCCAACAGGUGAUGGCUGAACGUUUACGCUAUGCCAUUCAGAACUGCAGAUCAAUUGACAUGGACAACUACAUGCUGUCUAGGAAUGCUGACACUGGAGAAGGUUCCGACAAUGAAUACUGAGACCUGCUAUUUCAGUGCAACCAUAUCAUCCUGAAAAUCAUUCUAUUUUCAAUUAAAGGAAUCUCAGGAGAUUAAGAAAACAUGAACUAAGCAGCUUCCAAAUAACUGAACAUUUUUUAAUGGAUCUUUUCUACUUUGCAGGAUUAGGAGUGGCGGCAACACAACAUUUUACACCAAAUAUGCACCAGUGUUACCUUUUAAGGAAAACUGUUUAAUUUGACUUUGUGCUACCUAAAAUCAGGAAUUACCUAUAUCCUGUAAAAUUGUAAAGUAAUUCUUUCGUAGAAAGCGUGUACAUCUGGUACAGUGACUAAGUGCAGCACUUUUCCUAAUUGAAGCAUCUUGUGUAUAGGACCAGGAUGGAUGAUUGCCAAACAGUAAUCUGAUUAUGGAAACUUGACUAAGUGAAUCUGAUUCUUUGGUACUAAAGUAAUUUUCCAAACCACACUGAACAAUAAAGUAUCUGGCGUGUGCUAACAACAA
Messenger RNA from Rhincodon typus (whale shark), 12016 nucleotides. RefSeq names its product probable E3 ubiquitin-protein ligase HERC1. The transcript is spliced from 65 exons. Gene Ontology annotation, molecular function: protein binding; ubiquitin-protein transferase activity. NCBI's taxonomy places the organism in Eukaryota, Metazoa, Chordata, Chondrichthyes, Orectolobiformes, Rhincodontidae. Bases 47 to 11533 code for a protein of 3828 amino acids. The record is from RefSeq and is a predicted model, not a curated record.